Molecule: messenger RNA, 2641 nt
Organism: Cyclopterus lumpus (lumpfish)
Lineage: Eukaryota; Metazoa; Chordata; Actinopteri; Perciformes; Cyclopteridae
Product: glutenin, high molecular weight subunit DX5-like
Exons: 3
Coding region: 518-2641 (707 amino acids)
Source: RefSeq, a predicted model, not a curated record
GCCCAGCCAGCGGAGCAGGCGCCGCCCGCGGCCCGCUGCACCCGGCACCGGAGCUCCGGGGAGCAUGUCGGCACCGAGGGGCCCCGGGGCCCCCGGAGCCUGAAGCGUGGAGAAGGCUUCACACGCUGGAAAGAGAUGAAGACUCCCGAUUAGGACCGAAGUCGGGUUCUACAGAGAGCCUUGGAGACGGAGCUCUGGGUUCCAAACCACCAACUGGACAAACACCAGCAGACUUGUGUCCUGAAGGAGAGGAACCCAGCAGGAACCCCCACGUUUCCUGUUGAUGGCACCGGCUGCAGCUGCUCUCCAACGGCUCCCAGGAGAUGAAACUACAUCAGCUGCCGGUGGUCCGAGCUCAGGGAGCGGAUCCAUGGUCUCUGUUUGGGAGUGUAGGGUUCCCUCCAGCUGGAGGACCCUCAGAGGGAACCCUGUGUCCAAGGGUGGAGGUCCAAACCAGGAUCAUCUCUGACCCUAUCCAGCUGCUCUCAGCACCGAAACAUGACCCGGUAGAAGUUUAAUGAUGCUGCAACCAGGGACCUACACCAGGGACCUCAACCAGGGACCUACACCAGGGACCUCAACCAGGGACCUACACCAGGGACCUCAACCAGGGACCUACACCAGGGACCUCAAACAGGGACCUACACCAGGGACCUCAAACAGGGACCUACACCAGGGACCUCAACCAGGGACCUACACCAGGGACCUCAACCAGGGACCUACACCAGGGACCUCAAUCAGGGACCUACACCAGGGACCUCAAACAGGGACCUACACCAGGGACCUCCACCAGGGACCUACACCAGGGACCUCAAACAGGGACCUACACCAGGGACCUCCACCAGGGAACCUCAACCAGGGAACCUCAAACAGGGACGUACACCAGGGACCUCAAACAGGGACCUACACCAGGGACCUCAAACAGGGACCUCCACCAGGGACCUCCACCAGGGAACCUCAACCAGGGACCUACACCAGGGACCUCAACCAGGGACCUACACCAGGGACCUACACCAGGGACCUCAACCAGGGACCUACACCAGGGACCUCAACCAGGGACCUACACCAGGGACCUCAACCAGGGACCUACACCAGGGACCUCAACCAGGGACCUACACCAGGGACCUCAAACAGGGACCUACACCAGGGACCUCAAACAGGGACCUACACCAGGGACCUCCACCAGGGAACCUCAACCAGGGAACCUCAAACAGGGACGUACACCAGGGACCUCAAACAGGGACCUACACCAGGGACCUCAAACAGGGACCUCCACCAGGGACCUCCACCAGGGAACCUCAACCAGGGACCUCAAACAGGGACCUACACCAGGGACCUCAAACAGGGACCUCCACCAGGGACCUACACCAGGGACCUCAAACAGGGACCUACACCAGGGACCUCAAACAGGGACCUACACCAGGGAACCUCAACCAGGGACCUCCACCAGGGAACCUCCACCAGGGAACCUCAACCAGGGAACCUCCACCAGGGAACCUCCACCAGGGACCUACACCAGGGAACCUCCACCAGGGAACCUACACCAGGGAACCUCCACCAGGGACCUCAAACAGGGACCUACACCAGGGACCUCAAACAGGGACCUACACCAGGGACCUCAACAAGGGACCUACACCAGGGACCUCAAACAGGGACCUACACCAGGGACCUCCACCAGGGACCUCAAACAGGGACCUACACCAGGGACCUCAAACAGGGACCUACACCAGGGACCUCAAACAGGGACCUACACCAGGGACCUCAAACAGGGACCUCAACAAGGGACCUCCACCAGGGACCUCAACCAGGGACCUCCACCAGGGACCUCCACCAGGGAACCUCCACCAGGGAACCUCAACCAGGGACCUCCACCAGGGAACCUCCACCAGGGAACCUCAACCAGGGACCUCCACCAGGGAACCUCCACCAGGGACCUACACCAGGGAACCUCCACCAGGGACCUACACCAGGGAACCUCCACCAGGGACCUCCACCAGGGAACCUCCACCAGGGAACCUCAACCAGGGACCUCCACCAGGGAACCUACACCAGGGACCUCAAACCGGGACCUCCACCAGGGAACCUACACCAGGGACCUCCACCAGGGACCUCCACCAGGAACCUCCACCAGGGAACCUCCACCAGGGACCUCCACCAGGAACCUCCACCAGGGAACCUACACCAGGGACCUCCACCAGGGACCUCCACCAGGGAACCUACACCAGGGACCUCCACCAGGGACCUCCACCAGGAACCUACACCAGGGACCUCCACCAGGGACCUCCACCAGGAACCUCCACCAGGGAACCUACACCAGGGACCUCAAACAGGGACCUCCACCAGGAACCUCCACCAGGGAACCUACACCAGGGACCUCAAACAGGGACCUCCACCAGGAACCUCCACCAGGGAACCUACACCAGGGACCUCAAACAGGGACCUCCACCAGGAACCUCCACCAGGGAACCUACACCAGGGACCUCAAACAGGGACCUCCACCAGGGAGCUGAAUGGUGUCGGUCGCUCAGGUGCCAAAUCCCCCCAAACAUCCCUCCAGACCUCGUCCCACCAGAGGAACCAGCAGGCUUCACUCACCGAGUCCUCUAAGUGGGUUCUGGAGCCGGUCUCUCCGAGUCCCUGA